Molecule: messenger RNA, 1520 nt
Organism: Cheilinus undulatus (humphead wrasse)
Lineage: Eukaryota; Metazoa; Chordata; Actinopteri; Labriformes; Labridae
Gene: smyd3
Product: SET and MYND domain containing 3
Exons: 12
Coding region: 40-1359 (439 amino acids)
Cellular component (GO): nucleus
Molecular function (GO): protein binding
Source: RefSeq, a predicted model, not a curated record
UCAACACUGUUCGGUUCACGUGGAGGGAAGAAUCUGACUAUGGCACCGAAACUGGAGCGGUUUGUCAGCCCCGGUAAAGGUAACGGUCUGAGGGCGAUAGCCGGGAUCAAGAGAGGAGAGCUGGUCUACUCGACGGAGCCGCUGGCGUGCUGUGUGUCCAACAAACAGGCCAGAGAAGUCUGCCACCACUGCUUUACACGACAUGAGACCUUGCUGAGGUGUUCCCAGUGCAAGAUGGCUCGCUACUGCAACCUCAGCUGUCAGAAACAAGCAUGGCCUGACCAUAAGAGGGAGUGUAAGUGCCUGCAGAGCCUCCUACCCAGAAUUCCCACUGACUCUGUCCGUCUUGCAGCGAGGAUCAUCUUCACCUUGUUAGGCCCAUCACUGAGAAAAAGCAGCGAGGAGCUCUACACUUUAGAGGAGCAUGAAUCACACCUGAACUCCAUGUCUGACCACAAGAAACACGGUCUGUCUCAGCUGGCCUCCAUGUUAGAGCUUUACCUUCAACAGGAAAUACCUGACCUGGCACAGGAAAUGACAUCAUCACUGCUUCCUUCCUGCCAAGAGCCACUCAGCCUUAUUGGGAAGGUGACGUGUAAUUGUUUCACCAUCAGUGACGGAGAGCUGCAGGAGCUUGGAGUUGGGCUUUAUCCGAGCUUAUCUCUGUUAAACCAUGACUGUAGGCCCAACUGUGUGAUGGUGUUUGAGGGAACAAGACUGCAGCUGAGAGCAGUUCAGGAUAUCAGCGCUGAAGAGGAGCUCACUAUAAGUUACAUCGAGACGUUGUCACUGACUGAGGAUCGCCAGAAACAGCUGGAGGAGCAGUACAACUUUACCUGCCACUGCCAUAGCUGUGAUUCUCAGGAGAAAGAUGGUAUCAUGCUGUCAGGAUCAGAAUCAAGCUGGCAGCAGCUGAAGGAGGCUCUUCCUAGACUAGAGAAACUGAAAAUGGAGUCCAAUUGGGGAGCACUGCUGGAGAGUUGUAGUCAUCUUUUAUCAACAGCUGGAGGUGAUGUACCGGAUGAAAAUCUGUAUAAGCUCCGACUGACAGACAUGGCUUUAGAUGCUGCCGUCCAGCUGGGACUCUGGGAGAAGGCUCUGCAAUAUGGAGAGAUAACACUUCCAGUAUACAGACAGUACUUCCCUGAUCCUCAUCCGGUGCAUGGAGUGCAGCUGGUAAGAGUUGGAAAGCUGCAGCAUUACCUGGAAAAUCUUCAGGGUGCAUUGGACACAUUCAAACAGGCCUAUCAAAUCUUAAAGAUCACCCAUGGUGAAGAUCACCCCAUGAUUACAGAGCUACUGAUGAAGAUGGAGGAAUGUCGCGCUGAGAUGGCCCAGCAAUCAUCCAGAAGUCAAUAACUAACACACAAACAGAACACUGUCUAUCCAAAGAUCUCUGUUAAAAGUGGAUCUGCUUAUCCCUUGAUUAAUUUUUUUUUUAAUUUUGUACAAACUAAAGUAGUAAAUGAUACAAUUUAAUUACUGUAUUUGCUUUUUUAAUUAUAGCAAUUAAAGUUGGU